Messenger RNA from Lottia gigantea (owl limpet), 237 nucleotides. RefSeq lists its product as hypothetical. Lineage: Eukaryota; Metazoa; Mollusca; Gastropoda; Lottiidae. The transcript has a single exon. The annotation marks the transcript as partial. The record is from RefSeq and is a predicted model, not a curated record.
UAUGUAUGUUACUUGGCAUGUAUGUUACUUGGCAUAUAUGUUACUUUACAUGUAUGUUACUUGGCAUGUAUGUUACUUGACAUGUAUGUUGUUAGGCAUGUAUGUUACUUGACAUGUAUGUUACUCGACAUGUAUGUUACUCGACAUUUAUGUUACUUGGCAUGUAUGUUAUGUUACUCGGCAUGUAUGUUACUCUGCAUGUAUGUUACUCUGCAUGUAUGUUACUUGGCCUCAUAG